Messenger RNA from Glycine soja, 933 nucleotides. Its product is annotated as ER membrane protein complex subunit 6-like. The transcript has 5 exons. Lineage: Eukaryota; Viridiplantae; Streptophyta; Magnoliopsida; Fabales; Fabaceae. The record is from RefSeq and is a predicted model, not a curated record. The coding region runs from base 184 to 546 and encodes 120 amino acids. Gene Ontology annotation, cellular component: EMC complex; endoplasmic reticulum; membrane. Gene Ontology annotation, biological process: protein folding in endoplasmic reticulum; autophagosome assembly.
ACUCUCGAUGUAUUUGCAAGUUUUGAAGAUCUAUUAAAAUUGACACGAACACGAAGUAAGACUAGAAAAAGGGGUUAAGAAGUAAAAGUUUGGUGUGAGGUGUGAGUGUUCUGCACGCACCGAAUCAACAAUAAUUUCUCAAACAGCGUUGUAAAAGAAACACAUUAGACUAGGCAGAUAACUAUGGCUGUACAUUCUGAUUCGGCUUCAUCCGAGAAGAAAUCAAGCAAUGGAGUGAAUGAGUUGCUGACUUUUAAUGCUGAGAACAUGCAAAGCAACAUGAAAAUUAUCUAUUACAGCCGAACAUUUUUAUCUAUAAUUGGUGGAGUUGUUGCUGGUAUUUUGGGAUUUACAGGCUUGAAAGGAUUUGUGUUUUACUUACUUCUCAUGGCAUUUACUUCACUUGGGCUCGUGGCCAAAGCAAAGUUUUCCACCCACACAUACUUUGACUCCUGGAAUCGAGUGCUACUUGAUGGCUUUCUGGGUGGCCUAAUGUCGUUCGUGCUGUUCUGGACAUUUGCCUAUGACAUUGUUCAUAUAUUUUGAUGAACGGAAUGUGCAAAUGUUUCAAGUGAAGGUUAUUUUGACAUCCGUUGCUUCUGUUGAUCCUUGCCGGAAUGCAGUUACAUCCACCAGUUACCAGAUAGCUUUCAUAAUGUUCCCGUUUUUAAACUAUUGAGAUUUACUAUCAGAAUUUUGUCUAUUUAUGUAUUAUUUAAAAUAGUAUCCCAAGUGGGAAGGAGGCAUAAUGUCGUCCUUUAUUUAUGGCUGUCAGAUUGGCCUCUGGGAUAUUGUUCUUGAAGUUUGCUUCCUGAUAUAGGUUGUAAUUUUGUCAAAUUUUAGUUUAGGCUUAUUGCACUUUUAGUAUUUUAGUCCCAUUAUAACUAAUGUGAGUUCAAUUCGGUAAAUUUAAUCUCUUAAUUUUAUUUAUUA